Molecule: messenger RNA, 981 nt
Organism: Brassica oleracea var. oleracea
Lineage: Eukaryota; Viridiplantae; Streptophyta; Magnoliopsida; Brassicales; Brassicaceae
Product: probable plastid-lipid-associated protein 8, chloroplastic
Exons: 4
Coding region: 56-769 (237 amino acids)
Source: RefSeq, a predicted model, not a curated record
CCACCUCGUCUCUUCCACAUUCCAUUAUCUGCUUUACUCUCUCUCUAGAGCAGCAAUGGCUACGGCUGCUUCUUCCCUUACGAUCGCGUCGUCGUUCUCGGAACCACGGACUCAGAUCCGUUCAUCGAAACGCUCGAACCUUCCAGUACUCCAAUUCUCCAUCCCGUAUAAGGCUAAUUCACGGAGCAGGAGACUCGUCGUACGCUCCGUUUCAGCGCCCAACGUUGAGAUCCGUACCGGACCCGAUGAUCUCAUUUCAUCCCUCCUCUCUAAGGUUGCGAACAGCGAUGGAGGUGUGACGCUUAGCCCUGAGCAACACAAAGAGGUGGCAAAAGUGGCUGGAGAGCUUCAAAAGUACUGUGUGAGCGAGCCUGUUAAGUGCCCUCUCAUCUUCGGAGAUUGGGACGUGGUGUACUGUUCUGUACCGACAUCUCCUGGUGGAGGCUACAGAAGCGUGAUAGGGCGUCUCUUCUUCAGAACUAAUGAGAUGAUCCAAGGCAUUGAUUCUCCUGAUAUAGUGAGGAACCGAGUUUCCUUUACUGCGUUGGGUUUUCUUGACGGAGACGUCUCCUUGACAGGGAAGCUGAAAGUGUUGGACAGUGAGUGGGUUCAGGUGAUAUUCGAGCCUCCGGAACUCAAGGUUGGUUCUCUGGAGUUUAAAUAUGGGUUUGAAAGCGAAGUGAAGCUUAGGAUCACAUACGUUGAUGAGAAACUUAGGUUGGGAUUAGGGUCUAGAGGAUCGUUGUUCGUCUUCAGGAGGCGUCAGUAAUACAUUUAUAUACUUCCAUGUCUCUUCUCUCCCUCGUCCAACAGAACAGAAGAAACAACAUAUGAGAGUACCGCGAGAGUGUGUAAUGGUGUAAAAAAUCACAAAAUGUGUGUUUAAGAUGGAACUUUGUUGUAAUGUAAACUUCGUUCCGAGGGUGUAUCACUUACGAUGAGUUGUUAGCUAUAUAUGUUAUGAAGUUGUGUUCAAAUCUC